Molecule: messenger RNA, 1113 nt
Organism: Cylicocyclus nassatus
Lineage: Eukaryota; Metazoa; Nematoda; Chromadorea; Rhabditida; Strongylidae
Source: the annotation of a GenBank genome assembly
AUGAGUGACAAUCCCUUGAAUCCGCAGUAUGUGGUUCUCGGUGACAAAGAUAAGCAGCUCUUCGAAUACGUGGCAGUAAGCCUUCCAAGCAGACUUCAUUUCUUCUUUGUUCACUGCAAGGUCAGCGCUUUAUUCUGCUCUCUGAGGUUCGCUCAAGGGGAGUUACAUAGCCAAAGAAUGGCCGUCUAUAUUUGUGUUGAGCUGCAGUCAAUCAAUGGCUUGCCAGAUAUCAUGAACUGUUUGCUAGAACGAAGCAUCAAAUUUACCGUAUCGAAAGAUCGCAACAGUCUUUGCGACCGAUGCAGUGCGAGAAACGAGCCGGUCCAGUCUCCAGAAUCCAAGUAUUUCCAAUCGCUUCCACAAAUUUCGACCCCAUCGUCGGCUUCGCUCGAGUUGAUGGACAUGUAUCCCCGUUCAGAAAGUGUGGAUAGUGAACCACAUGAUACGAAGGAGGGGCCUUCCCCGUCGCAACCGAACAAUCGAGAGGUCAGAAUCAAAGAAGAGAUUGAAGAGGCCGAUCUAGUGGCAAGCGGAUCGGAACUUUUGCAGCAAGUAUCGGCUAACUUCUCUUCUUACAAGGAAGCGGUAGAAAACUUUACCGACCCUGAUGUAUCAGUUGUACGAGAUAAAACGGCAGGAAGUCCUCCAAAACAAUGCCAGCUAUGUGGUCAUUGGAUAACUGCCAAAAAUGUGCGAGCUCAUGUGGCUACCCAUCUGACCAUCAGAAGGCUUCGGUGCACCAGCUGUGGUCAAGGAUUUGACCGAAUGAAUCGAGCCUCCAUCCACAUUGAUAAAAGCCAUCCCGGUGAUCCCACGGCAAAAAUAGAGUCGGCCAUGAACGCCGAGCAAAAGAAAGAAAUCGAAAUGUUGGCUCGUAGAUGUUUCCCACGUAAAAGCCGUUCUGCCGCUGUAAAUGAAGCUACUGAACUAUAACUAUUCAUUUUCCUUUGUGCACAGCUUGUUAGCAUCUAGGUGAUUUGAGGAGAUCUUUUGCUUUUUGUUUUCUUUCAAGCCGAACACAUAAUUUACGUUUGACGGUGACGUGUGAAGUUUAUAGUAUAUGUGUAGAGAAAUUACGAGUACCUCUCCAUACCUUUGUGUUUGUUCUUCGAU